UGAAAGCAAAUCGAAAUCUGAACAGCUGUAUCUGCCAUUGUCACGCAAUAGGUCUAGCGAAUUUGCGGGGCAAAACGCAACGAUCCAGCACCCAAUACGUGUGCACCGGAAGAACCUCGCACUCCUAUUUCGCUCAGCGAGUUAUGAGACUCGCGCUUGGUAUCAAGCCGGUAUUUGGGCACGGCUUCACCUAGAUCAACAAGGAGGCUUCCCCCAACUUUCUGUGGUGUUGCCAAGCCCCUCCUCCUUGCAGACCGCAUACUCCACUUCUCCUGUAAAAUCAAGCUUUGAAAACUUCCAGCACAGGCCUUUUGGGUUUCAUUUUUUUUUGCCACAAAUAUACACAUCAUGGCGAUACCAUGGGAGGAGCUAACACAUUUCGAGGAUAUAUCAACGGGGAGUUUCGGGAUUGUGCGGAAAGCGGACUAUCUCGGCACGGACGUCGCCGUCAAAGAGUUCCUCGACAUCUCCAACCAGCCCGGGUUCGAUGUGCAGAAGUACAUUGGACGCGAGGUCGAUAUUCUCAGCUCCGUGCACCACCCGAACGUCCUCCAAUACAUGGGCAUCAGCCUGCACGAGCGCAAACUGUACCUCGUCACGGAACUGAUUACGGGCGGGCACCUGAAAUCGUGGAUCGAGGCGAGCGCGAAUAAAGUAGGGGUGGAUCCGGCGUGGAAGUUGAGGAUUAGUUUCGCUAUUGACACGGCGCGGGCGUUGGUGUAUCUGCAUGCGCAUCGGAUCAUUCAUCGGGAUUUGAAGAGCGAGAAUUUGCUUCUGACAGAGAAUCUCCGUCUUAAGAUAUGCGAUUUCGGGCUAUCCAGAGAAGUAGCAACAACGAAAGAAGAACGGGGCCGCCUCUCCUUCUGCGGCACGGACGCCUACAUGGCGCCUGAAAUCAUCCUCGGGCAAGCCUUCGACGAACGCGUCGACGUCUUUUCAUACGGGAUCAUCCUCUGCGAGCUGAUAACCCUCUCGAGCGACGCGUCCCAAUCCUUCCGUCGCGAAACGCCGUAUUUCGGGAUCGACGCCGCCAGCAUUGUCGCGGCGCCCAACUGCCCGGGGGAUUUCCUCGAGAUUGCGCGGACGUGCACGGACGCGGAUCCGGAGAAGCGGCCGCGGUUGAAGGAUGUGUUGACGAGGUUGAGGAGGUUGGAGGCGGAGGUGGUGGCGGAGCGGCCGGGGAAUAUUGGCGCGUUUAUGGAGAGUGAGGCUGGGAGGGGGGCGAGUGUGGCGACGUCGGCGGCUGGGGAGGCGAGGAUUGCGGGUUCGGAUGGGAGUUUGACGGACGGCUCCCCCGACUCCCUCGCCCCACCUAGCAGCUCCAGCAGUCCAACCACCUCCCACGACGCGCUCCCAUCCCCCUCUCCCUCCCAAUCCGCCCAAAGCAUCGCCGCGCGGAUCGCCUCGCAGCCCCCCUCAUCAAUCCACCAAGGCUCCCCCUCCUCAGCAACGAUGCGGCGGCUGGGCCACUACGUCCCGCACCGCUUCUCGGUAGUCUCGCGGCCGACUAUGGCGAAAUGUGAGGUGUGUGCGAAGAGGAUUGGGAUUACGAAGAAGCAUUUGCAGUGUGAUGGUAUGGUUCAUCCGUUGUGGAUGGUAGUGGGGGGAGGGGAGUGUGGACGGAAUACUGAUUUUUGCGGUUUGGGUAGACUGCGACACAUCAUACCAUAAACGCUGCGGUCAGAAAGCAACGCCGACGUGCGGGCUUUCCGCCGACCUUAAAGUGUCGCUAUCCUUGUUCGAUCCACAGAAGAGGGCAUCC
Molecule: messenger RNA, 1762 nt
Organism: Fimicolochytrium jonesii
Lineage: Eukaryota; Fungi; Chytridiomycota; Chytridiomycetes; Spizellomycetales; Powellomycetaceae
Product: kinase-like domain-containing protein
Exons: 9
Coding region: 349-1671 (440 amino acids)
Biological process (GO): protein phosphorylation
Molecular function (GO): ATP binding; protein kinase activity
Source: RefSeq, a predicted model, not a curated record